CUUCUCAAUUUCUCAUUGCACUCGACCUACCUCUUUAUAUCUCGCGGCGGCAGAACCUCAGCUAGUGAAACGACCUAGUACUUGAUCGUCGACAACCAGCAGAAGGCCGUUAUACACAGCACACUGAAGGACCGACGCGGGGCGCAUCGGACGUCGACAAGAUGCUUUUCGCAAUCAUGUUCGCCUUCUGGCGCUUCCUCGAGAUCAUCACUCUGAUCCCCAUUCUAGGCAUGCUGGCCUGGUUCGUGUCGGGCUACAUGGACGCCAACGUGAUGGCGCCGACCUACAUCCUGCUGCUCUUCAUCGUGUCGGUGCUCGCGACGGCGUGGGCCAUGUUCACGCUGUUCAGCUACCACCGGUCGUCGACGCACGCGCGCUUCGUGGCGCUGAUCGACCUGGCCUUCGUCGGCGCGCUGAUCGCGGGCGUGUACUACCUGCGCUUCAUCGCGCGCGCCGACUGCGCGUCGGUCGCGCGCGGGUCCAGCUACGACGUCAGCUUCGGCAUCUUCGGCAGCGCCACCGUCAACGGCGUGCGCGUCAGUCUGAACAAGACGUGCAGCAUGCUCAAGGCCUGCUUCGCCCUGGGCAUCAUGAACACCAUCUUCUUCUUCAUCACCGCCGUGCUCGCGUGGAUCCACGGCGACCGCGCCGUCAAGACCGAGACGAGGUAUGUCGAGACCCGGAGGGUCAGCCAUAGUAGGAGUCGCCAUGGCAGCAGGAGUAGGAGUGGCCAUCGCGCGGGCAGUCGCCGCAGCUCGCACUCGCAUCACCGGGCUUAUGUUUGAGAGGGGAGAGGGAGCGCAGACUUUUUGGGGUGGAAGAAAGCAAAGGUGUUUAGAUGGCGGAGAGUGACCUUCUGUUUCUGGUGGAUAUGGGUUCUGUA
Molecule: messenger RNA, 883 nt
Organism: Chaetomium strumarium
Lineage: Eukaryota; Fungi; Ascomycota; Sordariomycetes; Sordariales; Chaetomiaceae
Exons: 2
Coding region: 162-785 (207 amino acids)
Source: RefSeq, a predicted model, not a curated record